Fomitiporia mediterranea MF3/22 is the source of this 573-nucleotide messenger RNA. RefSeq lists its product as uncharacterized. The transcript has 4 exons. The record is from RefSeq and is a predicted model, not a curated record. The coding region runs from base 1 to 573 and encodes 190 amino acids. Lineage: Eukaryota; Fungi; Basidiomycota; Agaricomycetes; Hymenochaetales; Hymenochaetaceae.
AUGGGUGCAGGACAGUCAAAGUCAGACCAUGGAGACCCGGAUGACUCAAUCAAGAUUCCUGUUCAGUUCUCUCCGGGUGUCGUGAACCAACUCGCAGACGCAUCCGCCACGCCCGACCCCUCACCCGAACGUCAGUCCUCCAUCGACGCACAAAUACGGUCGCGAAUCAGCGCUGAGAUACAAAGAUUGCGACGUGAGGAGGAAGAGGUACGGAGGGAGAUUGAGGCGUCGUUGGAGAAGGAGAACCUCGAUCGUGAAAUUGGGACUGGAUCUCCCACUGAAGACACGACGUCGGAGAAUGAAGAAGAGGAGGGAGAGGGAGAGGAUGGCUCACGAAAACGACUGAAUAGCACUGUGCUAUUGGGGGAUUUGGAGGAAGUGAAACAACGGGUUGACAAGUUCCGGUCAAAGAAGGAGGAGGUUGAGCAGCAUCCUGCUGAGCAGGCUGCUCGUGCGCUGUCCACUUGCUAUGCGAAUAAUCCUGGAAAGCCUCUUGACUGUUGGCGAGAAGUAUCUGCCUUCAAAGCAUCCGUCGCACAAUUAGAGCAGGAUUACAUUGCUUCUUUUCGAUGA